AUGAUGAGUAAUAGCAAUAAUAUUGCUGCUACAGCUAGUACAAUAUCCCAAUUACUAAAUGGAUUCGAUCAUGAUGAUUUGAAUAAUUCAGCAUCUGCUGCUCAUGUUGAAGAUGUUUCAAGUAUAAUGAGAAAUCCUUGGGAUCCAUUCCAUUGUGCUGAUUGGGAUAUGCAACAACCAAGUGCAACUUGCUUAGCACGAAUAAAACGUGAUAUAUGGAGCGUAUUUAAAGAUCCUCCACCGGGUAUGUUUAUUGCCCCGGAUCCUGAUAAUAUUACUAAAAUUCAUGCUCUUGUUGUCGGUCCAUUUGAUACACCAUAUGAAGGUGGAUUUUUUUAUUUUCUAAUUCGUUGUCCACCUGAUUAUCCCAUUCGAGCACCUCGUUGUCGUUUAAUGACUACUGGAAAUAACACAGUUCGUUUCAAUCCAAAUCUUUAUCGUAAUGGUAAAGUUUGUUUAUCUAUUCUUGGUACAUGGAGUGGUCCAUCAUGGUCUCCGGCUCAAUGUAUAUCAUCAUUACUGAUUUCUAUUCAAUCGCUAAUGUCUGAAAAACCAUAUCAUAAUGAACCCGGUUUUGAACAUGAACGCACAUCAGGUGAUUCAAAAACUUAUAAUGAAAUAAUAAAACAUGAAACAUUACGUGUUGCUGUAUGUGAAAUGCUAGAAAAUGAAAAUUCAUGUCCACAACAAUUACGAGAAGUAAUGAUCAAACAAUUUUUUGAUUUCUAUGAUUAUUAUGUUGAAGUAUGUACAGAAAACUUAAAUAAAGAUGGACAACAAAUGAUGGAUCCAUUUGGUGAUCGUCGUGGUCUAUUUGAAUAUGGAUCAAUAUUACAACGUUUAAAAAAAUUAAAAACAAGAUUUGAAUCAUUACAGAAUACGAAUAAUAAUGCAUCUUCAUCACGUUCAUCAUCAAUAUCAAAACAUCCACAUAUUGAUGCACGUACUCGUGAAAUAAUGAAUGAUGCUGCUGCACUUGAUCCAAAUCCAACAUCAAAUGAUGCUACAAAUCUUGAUGAUAUAUUUGAUCAUGAAGAUGAUGAACCAGAUUCAUCAAUGGAUGAUGAUGAUGAUGAUAAUAAUAAUAAUGAACAACAAUUAAAUGAUUUUGAGUCAAUACCAACUAUUCAAAAUGCUGAACAGUCCAAAGAAAAAAGUUCAACAUGCUAA
This is a messenger RNA of Rotaria sp. Silwood2, 1170 nucleotides long. The record is from the annotation of a GenBank genome assembly. NCBI's taxonomy places the organism in Eukaryota, Metazoa, Rotifera, Eurotatoria, Philodinida, Philodinidae.